CAUUCGCACGCCGCACCUCUUCACCGCAGUCCUCAGUCUCUCCUCAGAUUCAGAAGCAGCGGCAUCUCCAUCGCCGUCGCCGCAGCCGCCGCGCCUCCACGGAGCUCUGCCCUCGCCUCCGCCUGUCCCCGUGCACGCCCACGAGCCCCUGCCCUGCCCUGCGCCUCCCGCCCCCGGGCCCGGUCCUUCCUAGGUAGCUCCAGAAUGGGUCUCCUCAGCAUCAUCAGAAAAAUCAAGCGCAAGGAAAAGGAGAUGCGGAUUCUCAUGGUUGGCCUGGACAACUCGGGUAAGACGACAAUUGUGCUCAAGAUAAAUGGGGAGGACACCAGUGUCAUCAGCCCUACUCUUGGCUUUAAUAUCAAAACCAUCCAGUACCAAAAGUACUCGCUGAACAUAUGGGAUGUUGGGGGGCAGAAGACCAUCCGUUCAUACUGGAGGAACUACUUCGAGCAGACUGACGGUCUCGUUUGGGUGGUCGAUAGUUCCGAUGUUCGAAGGCUCGAUGAUUGCUGUGCGGAGCUCCAUAAUCUUCUGAAAGAAGAGAGACUAGCUGGAUCAUCGUUGUUAGUUUUCGCAAAUAAGCAAGACAUUCAGGGCGCUUUGAAGCCUGACGAAAUCGCCAAGGUUCUGAAUCUUGAAGUGAUGAACAAGGACCGGCACUGGAAGAUCGUCGGCUGCAGCGCCUACACCGGCGACGGCCUGCUCCGGGGCUUUGACUGGCUGGUCCAGGACAUCGCCUCCCGCAUCUAUGUCCUCGACUGAAACAACAACCAAACACUGGACAGCCAUAUGCACCACUGUUAUGGGCAUGCUGCUGCUUUUGCUUUGGCUAUCUCAUGUAAUACUCAUGUUUGAACCAAACCAUCACUUUUGUUAUGCACCCUCAUUGUGCUCUGU
Messenger RNA from Triticum urartu, 897 nucleotides. RefSeq names its product ADP-ribosylation factor-like protein 2. Gene Ontology annotation, molecular function: GTPase activity; GTP binding. Lineage: Eukaryota; Viridiplantae; Streptophyta; Magnoliopsida; Poales; Poaceae. The record is from RefSeq and is a predicted model, not a curated record.